Messenger RNA from Culicoides brevitarsis, 2488 nucleotides. Its product is annotated as ATP-binding cassette sub-family G member 1. Gene Ontology annotation, cellular component: membrane. Gene Ontology annotation, molecular function: ABC-type transporter activity; ATP binding; ATP hydrolysis activity. The transcript is spliced from 6 exons. NCBI's taxonomy places the organism in Eukaryota, Metazoa, Arthropoda, Insecta, Diptera, Ceratopogonidae. The coding region runs from base 446 to 2242 and encodes 598 amino acids. Gene Ontology annotation, biological process: transmembrane transport. The record is from RefSeq and is a predicted model, not a curated record.
GAAACGAUCUUCUUCUGCAAUGAACACUUGAGGGAACAUUCUGAUUGAUUUUUAUCAUUAAUGAAGUUAAUCCCGCCUCCUCAUUAAAAUAAUAAACGAUCAUUAUUUUUUUUGCCUCCUCGGCGAUCAGAUGAUUAAUAACAAUGUGAUAAAUUGCAUUUAAUUUUUUUUUUAAUUUUUUUUCAUUGCAGAUUGUAAAAAAAGUCACCUCUCUACCGUUUAUGACAUGAAAUUAUUGUUAUUACCGAUCAUCAUCAUCAUCACAAUAUAAUAAUUAAGUAAAUAAACAAACACUUUAAACUAAGUCAAGUGACGUUUAAGUGCAGUAAUAAAUAAAAGAAAUGACUGUUUAAUGCAAAGUGUGGCAUGUCAAGUACUUAUUUCAAGAGCGAACACGCACGAAAAAUUAACUUAUCGAAUUUAAGGCGAUAAUUUCUCAAUUAAGAUGAAAGACGUCGAGUUUCAGGAUGUGGUUUAUCGAGUAUCACACAAAAGUUCCUUAUUUGGUGAACCUCGGAUACGAACUUUGCUCAAAAGUGUCAGCGGAACGUUUCGUCAUGGCGAACUUUCGGCAAUUAUGGGUCCCUCGGGUGCUGGAAAAAGUACGUUGCUCAACGCUUUGAGUGGCUUCAAAGGCGACGGAGUGCAAGGCACGAUUCAAGUGAACCGCAAAACGGCUUGUUACAUCACGCAAGAGGAUUUGCAUCAGCCACUCGUGACGGUAGAGGAAAUGAUGAAAGUUGCCUGUAAGCUGAAACUCAAGCCGGGUGCCGAUCACAAAACAGUUAUUAACGAAGUAUUAACGAAUUUGCAUCUGGAUCAUCGGAGAAAUGUGACGGCGGAUCGUUUAAGUGGCGGCGAAAGGAAGAGACUUUCGGUUGCGUUGGAAUUAGUUUCAAAUCCGGGGAUAUUUUUCCUUGAUGAACCAACGAGCGGAUUGGAUGAAGUAACGGCAGCGCAAUGUAUCAGGCAGUUAAGGGAGUUGGCGAAACAAGACAGAACUGUCGUUUGUACGAUUCAUCAACCGUCGGCGGCGAUUUUUGCACUUUUUGAUCACAUUUACAUCAUUGCGCAAGGGCAAUGUGUGUAUCAGGGAGCUCCGAAGGCGUUGGUGCCAUUUUUAGCGCAUGUUAAUAUUAAUUGUCCUCGACAUUAUAAUCCAGCGGAUUUUAUCAUCGAAUUAUGUGAUAGCGAAGAGAAUGAAAAAAUCAUUCCAACAUUUUCGGAAAUCUUUCAAAAUGGCAAGCUAAUAUGCACAAUUCCGCAAACGAUUAACAAUUUGGAGCAGCAGCAAUACCGAAUCAAGCCCGCCCUCACGCACAUGGUUAUGGAAAAGCAAAAAUCCAAAGAAGGCGCUUUAGUACAAAAAAUGAAACAAAUUACGAAAUUCCUGAAAAAUGAUUCCGCGACAUCGGGCAUCAAGCAAUUCCUCAUUCUGUUCAAUCUCAUGAUGCUCAAGACAUUCCGCAACAAGACUGCUUUAGUGAUCCAGUUGAUACAUCAUUUGCUGUGUGGCUUGUUUAUCGGCGUAAUUUUCUUCCAGCUUGCCGACGAGGGCGAACGAAUGUUCGAUCAUCUGAAAUUUUGCAUGGGCGUCGUCUUUUUUACGGUUUAUACGCAAAUUAUGACACCGAUAUUGAGUUAUCCAGCAGAGAUAAAAAUCGUUAAAAAGGAGUGUUUUAACCGAUGGUAUGGCUUGGUCCCGUAUUAUUUGGCACUUACUUUCUCCCGAAUUCCAUUGCAAGUCACGUUAAAUGUCAUUUUCUCGUCUCUCGUGUAUUGGCUCGCGGGAUUGCCGGCAGAAUUUUGGCGAUUUGUGUGUUUCGCCUGUAUUGGAGUCAUCGUUUGCUUCGUCGCCGAUGGUUUGGGACUUCUCAUUGGAGCAACUUUUAACGUCACGAACGGAUGCGCUAUUGGUCCAAUGUGCAUGGCUCCUUUUUUGGGUCUGGCGGUUUAUGGAUUCGAUUUUGCCGAUAAAAUUCCCUUUUACAUGGAUAUUCUGAUGCGUUUGAGUUUCGUACGAGGCGGCGUCGUGUCGUUAGCACUCACAGUCUUCGGUUAUGGACGAAAGCAACUUGCCUGCAAAGAUAUUUAUUGUCACUUUGAUGAUCCGAAGGUGCUUUUGCGAUACUUGAGGAUCGAAAAUCGCUCAGUUUGGGGCGAAAUUGCCGUUUUAGUGGCAAUUUGUGUGCUUUUCCGCACGUUAUUGUACAUGAGUUUGCGACGACGAUGCUUGGCGUGAACUUUCUUGCCCAAAUCUUACCAGAAAAACAAAAAAAUCGGGGUGAUAUUUUUCUUUCGUUAGGUUUUAAGGAAAAUUUUACACAAACAUGACAAUAAAAUGCAUCGAAAUUGCUCAAAAAAUUUUGAAUUUAACAAUCAGUGAGUAUCAGUGACUUUCUUUUGAAUUAAAAAAUUAGAAAAAAAAAAUAAUUUAUCCAAUUAAUGAUAAGGAGUAGCUAAAUAUAUAUUUAAUUGAAACAUUCAU